Messenger RNA from Aspergillus calidoustus, 180 nucleotides. NCBI's taxonomy places the organism in Eukaryota, Fungi, Ascomycota, Eurotiomycetes, Eurotiales, Aspergillaceae. The record is from the annotation of a GenBank genome assembly.
AUGCCCAUGUCCGAUAUCCAAGUCGGCUGGUACAUAACCUCGCUCCAGCACUCCGGCGAACAAAAGAUCAUUCAGAUCCAGUACCCGUACUACCAGGUCGCGGACGGGUCGUGGGUGAACUGGGAGAAUAUUCGCACCUAUCGGCAGGGAGCUUGGGAUAUGGAGGCUUUUGGAAAGUAG